CUGACAACAACCCGACACUACGCAAGACAGCAAGAAGACAAACCAAACAACAUUGAGGGUGGUGUUUGCGACUUCUGCGAGGGCUGUUGGCUGCUGCUUGUUGGGUGGUGUGAGCGGCAUUGUUCAGCGUGCACGACGCCGCAUAGAUAGGUACCGAAGGGAAACAACAGAGCGCAGGCCAAGCAAGAGUGCAAGCGCAGUGGGGGGCACACAAGACUGGCGGCACACAGGCGAGCAAGGCAUCGCAGCUGCACAUCCUUCGUCCAGCAUGCCGUCGCGCAUGAUGUUGAAACUUGCGCGAUACGCGCUCGUGUUUGCUGGAGGCAUCGGCAUUGGCAUGCUGGCACACCACCUCCGCUCCACCCGCGUACAUCCACACGCCUUUGUGUUCAUCGUCCGUCUCAAAUUCAAGCCGGGCGCCGUCACCGCGUUUGUGGAGCGCUGGGCGGCGCUGGCCAGCCACUGCCGCCAGAGCGAGGAGAACACAUUGACCUACGAGCUGUGCUACGACCUUGCAGACGAAGACACGGUCAUGAUCUACGAGCGAUACUGCUCCAAGGCGGACCUCACCAAUAUCCACAACAAAUCCGCCCCCUUUGCACGGUUGAACAGGUGGCUGGCAUCUGCAAACAUUGUGCUGGAACGAGAAGUGCUUGAGUACCAAGAGUCAAAUAUUGGAUACAUCGUCAGGAGAUGAUGGCGACGUGGGUUCUGCUUGUCUCUUGCGUCUCUUCCUCCCCUCCCUUGUACCGGUUCCCUCUCCCUUGUCUCUUCUGUUGUCCCCUGAUUCGCUUCCUUGUUGCUCCCGCCGUGUUGGUGUUAUUCUUGAUUAGCAUGACGUGUCAACUUGCGUCUGUGUGCUGACGGUGUGCGCGACGAGUGCCAUCUUCAGGAAUAUGGAUGAAGCCCUUACUCGUCCCUUGUUCCUGCAUGCCAUGCUGUUGCCUUCACCCAAUACCCCCUUUGUUACACUCCCCACGUGCCAUGCCCGCUGUGCGUUGCCACCACCAACACGCUGUUUGCCCGUUGCGGUCUUGCUGUUGUCCAGUGUUGCUUGCUCUCGCCUUUUGGCUAGCGUUUGCUGCCUUGGCUUGUGGUUCCUGAACAAUGCAUCCCUUGUAACCGCA
Molecule: messenger RNA, 1127 nt
Organism: Salpingoeca rosetta
Lineage: Eukaryota; Choanoflagellata; Craspedida; Salpingoecidae
Exons: 3
Coding region: 269-697 (142 amino acids)
Source: RefSeq, a predicted model, not a curated record